This is a messenger RNA of Aspergillus japonicus CBS 114.51, 772 nucleotides long. RefSeq lists its product as uncharacterized. NCBI's taxonomy places the organism in Eukaryota, Fungi, Ascomycota, Eurotiomycetes, Eurotiales, Aspergillaceae. The transcript has a single exon. The record is from RefSeq and is a predicted model, not a curated record. The coding region runs from base 399 to 749 and encodes 116 amino acids.
CUUUGAAGCCAUCCUGGUAGGCUUUGUUCUGAAUUAUGCUGGGAUAUGGGGGGGGAAGGAAGGGGGAAAGAGAAACGGUGAUCGUAGCUAUCCCAACAGGAGCUGUGACAAGCGGGUCGAAGGAGCAAGCAACAACACAAUUUUCUUUGCCAAAGGGUCAAAAGGUCGGGCCCAGGUCGUUGGGAGUUUUGCGCAGAGUGAUGGCGCCUAAAGGGCAGUCCACAGCAACGGCGGGUCUAGUGAACAGGCCAAGCUUAAAGAAGCAGACUGGGGGGGGGAGGGAGGGGAGGAAAGAGGGUCGAUAGGAGGGGAGGGAUGUGCCGUGUAGUGUGUGGGAGAGAGGAUCAGGGGGGGAGGGGGGUGUGGUUCGUGGAACUUUGCAGCGGGCGUAAUUGAAGAUGGACCAGCAGGUGGUUUCCCAGGAAAGCUGCAAUUCGUCUGAUUCUAAACCGUCUAUGGAAACAAAAGUCAAUAAGAAGAGCUUCGAGAAGUUCUUUCGAGUGGAUUCUAGGAGGUCAAGAGAAAGGGAGGAGAGGAAAGAUAGGGUGGAGAGAUUGAGAGGGGAAAGGGGAGAAAGACAGAGCCCGAGAAGGAAGGCGAUGAUUAAGGAGCGGUUAGUUAGAGAGGAAAAAGAGUGGGGAUGGCAGGGAAGGACAAGCCCAGACAGAAGGAGUCUAGAUAGUGAACUGACUACGACUAGUAUACCUACUAGUAGAGUAGGAAUCGAGGAAGUGAGAAAGAGCAAUUAACGGAGAAAGAUAGUUAAUCAUCA